AUGAAGUCUAUCCUCGAUGACCUUGCAGAUACCACCUUCCGAACGAUCACCACAGACCUCCUCUAUGUGGGUGCCAAUGACAUUCAGGGAAGUCCCUUCCAAGAAAAGAUGACUGCGGGAGAGCACCCCCAGUUGGUCCCAGCAGACCAGGUGAACCUCACCGAAUUUUACAACAAGUCUCUGUCCUCCUACAAGGAGAACGACGAGAACAUUCAGUGCGGGGAGAACUUUAUGGACAUGGAGUGCUUCAUGAUUCUGAACCCCAGCCAGCAGCUGGCCAUCGCCGUGCUGUCCCUCACGCUGGGCACCUUUACGGUCCUGGAGAACCUGCUGGUGCUGUGUGUCAUCCUCCACUCCCGCAGCCUCCGCUGUCGGCCUUCCUACCACUUCAUCGGCAGCCUGGCUGUGGCAGACCUCCUGGGGAGCGUCAUCUUCGUCUACAGCUUCGUCGACUUCCACGUGUUCCACCGCAAAGACAGCCCCAACGUGUUUCUGUUCAAACUGGGUGGGGUCACAGCCUCGUUCACGGCCUCCGUCGGCAGCCUGUUCCUCACGGCCAUCGACAGGUACAUAUCUAUUCACAGGCCCUUGGCCUAUAAGAGGAUCGUCACCCGGCCCAAGGCCGUGGUGGCGUUUUGCCUGAUGUGGACCAUCGCAAUUGUGAUUGCCGUGCUGCCUCUCCUGGGCUGGAACUGCAAGAAACUGCAAUCCGUGUGCUCAGACAUUUUCCCUCUCAUCGACGAGACCUACCUGAUGUUCUGGAUCGGGGUCACCAGCGUGCUGCUGCUAUUCAUCGUGUAUGCCUACAUGUACAUUCUCUGGAAGGCGCAUAGCCACGCCGUCCGCAUGAUCCAGCGCGGUACCCAGAAGAGCAUCAUCAUCCACACGUCCGAGGACGGCAAGGUGCAGGUGACCCGGCCGGACCAAGCCCGCAUGGACAUUAGGCUGGCCAAGACCCUGGUCCUGAUCCUGGUGGUUUUGAUCAUCUGCUGGGGCCCUCUGCUCGCAAUCAUGGUGUACGAUGUCUUUGGGAAGAUGAACAAGCUCAUUAAGACAGUGUUCGCCUUCUGCAGCAUGCUCUGCCUGCUGAAUUCCACCGUGAACCCCAUCAUCUACGCUCUGCGGAGCAAGGACCUGAGACAUGCUUUCCGGAGCAUGUUCCCCUCGUGCGAAGGCACUGCGCAGCCUCUCGAUAACAGCAUGGGGGACUCGGACUGCCUGCACAAACACGCCAACAAUGCAGCCAGCGUCCACAGGGCCGCGGAGAGCUGCAUCAAGAGCACGGUCAAGAUCGCCAAGGUGACCAUGUCUGUGUCCACGGACACGUCUGCCGAGGCUCUGUGA
Molecule: messenger RNA, 1344 nt
Organism: Mesoplodon densirostris (Blainville's beaked whale)
Lineage: Eukaryota; Metazoa; Chordata; Mammalia; Artiodactyla; Ziphiidae
Gene: CNR1
Product: cannabinoid receptor 1
Exons: 2
Coding region: 1-1344 (447 amino acids)
Biological process (GO): G protein-coupled receptor signaling pathway
Cellular component (GO): membrane
Molecular function (GO): cannabinoid receptor activity
Source: RefSeq, a predicted model, not a curated record